This is a messenger RNA of Coregonus sp. 'balchen', 3377 nucleotides long. The record is from the annotation of a GenBank genome assembly. NCBI's taxonomy places the organism in Eukaryota, Metazoa, Chordata, Actinopteri, Salmoniformes, Salmonidae.
AUGAACGGUGAGUUCCUAUUCCUUGUUUGGAUGGUUGUCACAGCCAUGUAUUUUUGAAUUGAAGGUAUGAGCUGAGGUCCCAUUACUGUUUCAUAUCCCCACAGUGUCUGCUGCUGGCCUUUCUGUGUUGAUGCUGUGUGGGGUUCUGGGCUCGGGGCGCUCCAACGCUUGUACUCAGGAAGUACAGAUUUACAUCUGUCAAGAGAUCCCACCAAGUAAGUCUGAUUUAGAAACAAAGAUAUUUGAUCACAAAGGUACACAUUAACAUGGAUCUGUUGGCUCUUAUCUAUGGCAUUUAUAUUGUAUAUUUGGGUCAAAAUGUAUUCUGUACUUUAUGAUCAACAUUCUAUAAAAUACCUAUAAACAAGACAUAACACCAGUACACACAUGUAUUUUUUAUUACCUCAGGUUACCCUGCUGGCCUGUCCUCUCUGGUGCUCUUUGUGAGUAACGUUGGAGUAAUCAACCAUACUGUGUUCAGUAGUAACAACCUGGCCUCAGUCACCCGCCUCACAAUCAACAACGCUGGUAUUACCUGCAUCGCAUCCAGAGCUCUCUGGUUCUUCAAAAACCUCAAGACCCUCAGCCUGGACUUCAACAACAUCUCCCAUCUCAGCUCAGCCUGGUUCAGCCAACCAGCCAUCCUCCAAAACCUCACCCUAAUUCAGAACCAAAUUGAAGUUGUAGAGGACUCCAUGCUUAGUGGGUUCACUGGUCUUACUAGCCUAAACCUGACCAGGAAUAUGAUCUUGAGCAUUGCUCCUGGUAGUUUUAGCAACCAGACCAAUCUGAUCAGUUUGGACCUGUCUGGUAAUAGGAUCGGAACCAUCAGUUCUGGUAAUGUAGCAUGAUGUACUACAUUACCCACAAUCCACUGUGUAUGAUAUCUGGUUUUAUCUUAGUAAAGAAGUUCCUGAAGCUAACAUAAUGGUGUACUGUCUUAUCAAUACAGGUAGUUUCAGAGGACUCACUGGCCUAACUAGCCUAAACUUGGCCAGGAAUAGGAUCCAGACCAUCAGUCCUGGCUGUUUUAGUGCCCUGAACAGCCUGGCCUACUUGGAUCUGUCUGGUAACAGCCUGACCAGGGUUAGCCCCCAGGACCUGCUCCCACUCUCCCCCUCCACACAAAUCAGGCUGGAUGGCAACCCCUGGAACUGCUCCUGUGGAGUGGAGGACUUUGUCGUCUUCCUAAGAGGUUGAGUUUUCUAGUCAUUUGUGGGUAGGGGUCACGGUGGGGUAUAAGUACUGCAAAGCUGUAAAGUGAUCAUAUUUAGUAUAUUUGUAUUGCAAAAAGGUGCUUUAAUUCAGUUUAAUUUAAUCAAUUCUACUUUAAGAAAAUACAUCUCUACAGAUGCUAUGAAAAUUGUAAUGAGGGAUUGGGCUUGAGCCACCAACACAAUGACCACCACACACAUUGUUCUAGACGUCUCUAUUGUGUGUCCAGGUCUGCAGAAUGCAUCUCUGCUGGAGAGAGAGAUGGAGGUGAUUUGUACCAGCCCUGCAGCCCUGAGAGGCCAGCCUGUGUGGAACGUAUCUGAGUGUGUGAAACCUAACCCACAGCCACAGGAGGAUACUCACAUACGGCCCCCAGCCAUGUCCAUCACGGUCUCCACACUCAUAGCAGUGAUAGGUAGGUUCUGGAGCAAUGCUGUACAGUGUACACUACAAAGACAUCAAAUAGAACACAAUAGUAUUGCCUAUACAUAUCUAUGGUACAGUACAGUAUGUUAAGACUGUGGUUUUAGUCAAUCUCAUAACGAAUAAUGUACACUAUUACGCUAUCAGGCAAAGAAUGUAUCGUGGUCCAUUCUGCAUAUAACACAACAGAAUAAAGUGUGAACAUAAUCCUCACUAACUCUAGCUUGUCUUGUCUUCCAGUGGUGCUGUGUAUCCUGAUCUGUGUGGUCUGUGCCCUGGCUGUAGUCUGGAGGAGGAAACGUGAGACCAAACAGGUGAAGCCCAGUCUGGAGACAAAAGAGGAGGAGGCCGCAAAGCAGCCAGACAGUUCAACCACCACCCUCCACAAACAGGUGGAUUCUGCAAUGUCUAAAUGGGAUCCAGAGCUUGCUACGAGGACUUACAGAUCUGGAGUCAGAGCCAAGUCUGCUGAUGCGGUCCUCUCCACAUCCCAGUUCUGUAGAGCAGAGAGAGAACUACACAGGGUGGUGCUGGAGACUGAGAGAGAACUACACAGGAUGGGGAGUGCGAGAGAGAGCCCGUUAGAAGAUAUGAGGAACUCAGAGGAAGAGAACAGCAAAGAGCCAGGAGGUAAUGAGUCCCAGGGGGUAGAUAGAAACCUGACAGGAAAAGAUGAUCUUACCAGUGAAGUGAGUCAGGAAAAUGACAGAGAUGAGAGAGAUGCUGAUGGAACUGUGAAUCUGCAAGAUGGCGGCCAAAACAUAAUCUGUGUAUCCCAGGAUUCGGAGACCAUACCGUACCUGACCAUCGGUGCUGACCCGGCCAAACCAAAACCUGAAUGCCACAAAGGUCUAAGUCCACAGAAAGUCAUGACAAGGAUUUCCACGUGGCCCCCCACCUCAGCUCAGUGGCAGAUCCACUUUGCCAUACAGAGAGAGGGGCUCUGUGUCUUCCCUGAGCAUGACCCUGGCCAAGAGGUCGAAGGAGAAACAGAGAACCAAUCACCUGACCCUGGUGAAACAGAGAACCAAUCACCUGACCAAGAGGUCGAACAGAUCCAAUCACCCAACCCUGGUGAAACAGAGAACCAAGCACCUGACCCUGAGCAAGAGUUUAAAGAUGACACAGAUAAUCUUUCAGCUGAUGUUUCUGUCAGUGUUCUGGAAUCUUCCCCUUCAACCAUUGCUCUGGAGUCUUCACCCCCAGAAGGGGACAUGGGUGAGGACAAUGCUGAGGAGAACUGCAGCACGCCACCAGACUUUGUGACAUCCUCUCCAGAGUAUGAUCCAGUCUCACUGGAUGAUGCUGAACCAGAACCUCUCAUUGAGGCAAGUGAGACCCUGUCAGACCUGGUCGACACUACCCUGUCCCUGUCUCGUAAUGUCCUGACCCAGACUGAGACCAAACAUGGUCAAGAAAAUCCUGAAGAAUUGGAUAACAAACCUGCACACGUUAUAAACAGGGCUAUAGAGAGUGAAGGUAAAUCAAACAGAAAGGGGGCACCAAAGAGAGCACAGAGAGCGGGCAGGAGCAGAGAGAGUACAGAGUGUAGUGGAGCUCCCCCUAGUGGUGUCUCCCCCAGUGAUGACAACCUGCUACUGGAUAAUGAAUACACCUAUAUUGACCUGCUGCACGAGGUGGUUCAGAACCAGGGCCGAUGGACCAGAGAGAGGUGGAAACAGACUCACCUCAACAAAGCAGCAAGCAAGAGAAGCAAGCACCAGGGACAGGGACAUUAA